CUCGGCUAUGCCUUUGCCUUUGUGCGCCUGCGAAACAGGAAGGAGGCGCAUGCGCGCUCCCGUGGCCGAGGAAACGCCUGGCCGGGGAGAGGCGAAGGGAAUCUAGGCCGCGGUUGAAGCCGGGGACUCGCCUAGAUGUCUUCGCCGGAAGAGGCGCGGGUCGGGCCGGUCCCGGAGGAGGACCUUCCCCCGGAGUGGGAGGCGGAUGAAGAGCGGAUGGCUUUCCUCUUCUCGGCCUUCAAGCAGAGCCGGGAGGUCAACGCCACCGAGUGGGACAGCAAGAUGAGUUUCUGGAGCGAGCUGGUCCUGAAGUGGGGCCGCCGCCGGGGAAGGGUCCGCACUUGCCUCCGGCAGCUCCAGCAGGCCUUCGAGCGCCGCGGCAGCCUCCCGCUCGGCCUGGGCACCGUCCUCCGGGAGCUCCUCCGACGUGGCAAGUUACAGAGAGAGUCUGACUUCAUGGCCAGUGUUGACAGUAGCUGGAUCUCCUGGGGUGUUGGAGUCUUCAUUCUGAAGCCCCUCAAGUGGACCUUGUCCAGUGUGCUGGGUGACAGCAAAGUGCCAGAGGAGGAGGAAAUUCUGAUUUAUGUGGGGCUGCUUCAGGAGAAGGCGGAAGAAGUAUAUCGUUUCUAUCAGAACUCCACACUUUCCUCACAUCCUGUUGUGGGUCUGGCAGAGCUGCGUUCCUUGUGCACCAGCAUCUGCCCCGAUGAACGGACGUUCUGUCUGGUGCUACUCCAGCUGCAGAAGGAGAAGAGGGUCACAGUCCUGGAGCAGAACGGCAAUAAGAUUAUGAAAUUUGCCCGAGGACUUCAUGCCAAAGUAUCCCCAGUGAACGACGUGGACAUUGGAGUUUAUCAGCUGAUGCAAAGCGAGCAGCUCCUGACGCAGAAAGUGGAGUCCCUGGCCCAAGAAGCAGAGAGAUGUAAAGAGGAGGCUCGGAGUGCAUGUAAAGCCGGGAAAAAGCAGCUGGCACUUAGAUGUUUGAAAUCCAAACAAAGAACAGAAAGACGCAUUGCAGAACUUCACUCCAAGCUGGAUGUGGUGCAAGGCAUCCUGGACCGGAUAUAUGCCUCUCAGACAGAUCAGAUGGUAUUCAAUGCCUACCAGGCUGGAGUAGGAGCUCUGAAGCUGUCCAUGAAAGAUGUCACUGUAGAAAAGGCAGAGAACCUGGUGGAUCAAAUUCAAGAGCUUUGUGAUACCCAGGAUGAAGUAGCUCAGACCCUAGCAGGAGUGGGAAUCAAUGGCUCAGAAGUUGAUACUGAGGAACUGGAGAAGGAAUUAGACAAUCUCCUCUUAGACUCCUCAAAAGAUCAUCUGGACCUGCCUUCUGUUCCACAGAAGCCACUUUUUCCUGCAUCCGUGGUGCUUCCUAGCAUUUCAGAUGCUGAACUUGAAGCUGAGCUGGAGAAGCAUAUUCUUUCAGCUGGAGGAUUGGCACAAGAGACUGACCCGAACACCUCCCAGCCCAAAAGAGUGCUGGAACUGCCUCUUUAAAGACCUUGUCCUGGGGUGUUUUUUUUUCUGCAAUGAAGAAGUCUUGACUUUGGUGAUCCUAAUGGCAAAAGUAUGUGGAAUGUGGGCUUCUGCCCCCCUCUUACUAGACAGCACUUUUUAAAGAGACAGGAUCUACUGCCACGACAAUCCACCUUCUGUCAAACAGCCCGCAGCUGUGGUUGCCAUUGUUUUUAGUGCCAAACUACCAUAUCUCUGGUUGACGUGUUCACCCAUGUGGCCAGUUACGGUUUUAUCCUUUUUGCUGGCCAUUUGACUCCCCUGCUGCAAUUCUCACUCGCCAUCCCAGCGUGAGGGGCCUGCUGAUACUUAGCGGAACCGAACCUAGUCAUGAUGGUGAUGAAGAAGAAUCAGAAAUGCAGUAGGAUCCCACUUCCCCUGGCAUUGAGCUGUUUUGAGUGGAUGCACAACACAUUAGGCGCACAUAAGAUAUUGACUCCAAUAACCAGAUGUUGGCAGUGGCCAUAGACACACAUUGAUGGUCCUUCUAUUCUUCCUUAUUGGUGUUUUGCACGGCAGCUUAGAUGUGUGACAGUUUUAUUGUAGGAGACUUUAUGUUGCUCUUCCCCUAUGGGGGUGGGGUGGGUAGCAUCCACCAGCACAAAUAGCAACUCAGUCCCCCUUUCCUUAAUACUAGUACAGCCUUAAAGGGACCUGCAAAGAGGUUUUUUUUGUUGCUGCUUGAUGAUAGUACAAUCUUUUGAUGUUGGAAAAGUGCUGCAGAUAGAGUAAAUGACAUCACCUUCUGCACUGGUGGAACAUUUCAUUUAAUACUCCCAAGAGGUUAAUGGUGAACAUUUGGAAACGUAUCGAUGGGUUUGUAGCCCAUGGAGAGGUCCUUUAGUUGCUUUUUAAAUUUUUUUUAAAACCCUUUAGAAAUGCCCAGGCUUUGAACUAAUAACAGUGCCCCUCUGACAUUUGACUUGCAAGGGGAGAGGUGUGUUCUCUCUCGGUACAGGAAAUAUUACGUGGUGGAGAUGCUGUAAGAUACGAUGCUGAUUAACGCAUUUGGAAGGCUUUUACCUAUUGGUGGGAGGAAAAGUGCAUUUGCCCCUUCCUGAUGCAGAUCACCUUUUUACAAAGCUAUGUGUGUCCACACAACAGACUAGGCUUGCAUUCUUUCUGGGUGGCAGAUGUUUUCUGCGCAUCCAGGAGAGCGUACACUUUCCUGGCGUGCCAGUGUAUAUCAUAUGGCCCUCUGCGAAGUACAUGGAGGGUGGGAACUGGAUCUCACAAGAAGCUGUGGUGACUUGUGGCUGUCUGCAAGCUUGUUGCCUGUUCUGAGACGGAGUGUGUCGUCAUAAGUGUUAAGGGGCUUAGGGCCAUCUGCUGCCUUGGACUGAAUGAUCCUUGAUGCAGGCAAUACGGUGGGAAAUGUUUGUAUAUGGGGAUGAAAUUGUCAGAACUGAGGAGAGGACAAACAGCUGACAAGAGCGAAAUGCGUAUCUUUCAUGUGUUGUGUCCAAAAUGACAUUUUGCUGGUUUCCCCACAAGAUUCUUCUUGGGUGUGUUUCUUUUUUUUUUCCUUUUCAUAUGGCCUUGUGGUUAAAGCAUAUGACAAAAGGUGUGUUAAAUUAUUUUAAUCGCAUUGUAAUUCAUUUGUUUAGGCAGCCAGUGGGAGAAGAAACAGAAGUAACUACUCCUUUUUUUUAAAAAAUGACUUAAUAAAGGGGAGAAAAGAUUUCA
Molecule: messenger RNA, 3198 nt
Organism: Pogona vitticeps (central bearded dragon)
Lineage: Eukaryota; Metazoa; Chordata; Lepidosauria; Squamata; Agamidae
Gene: CHMP7
Product: charged multivesicular body protein 7
Biological process (GO): late endosome to vacuole transport via multivesicular body sorting pathway; vesicle budding from membrane
Cellular component (GO): cytoplasmic side of plasma membrane; multivesicular body; ESCRT III complex
Source: RefSeq, a predicted model, not a curated record